GAACUUUCACUAGUUGAUGAACCUGGUGCUGGCAUCGUUAAUGUUUGUAUCGUUGAAUUUGGUUCUGAUGCUGCGGUUGAUGUUGGUAUUGUUGGAUUCGGUGCUGAGGUUGCGCUUGCUAUUGGUAUAGCUGAAAACGGCGCUGGUGUUGCUGUUGCUAUUGGUAUUGCUGUAGUUGGUGCUGAUUUUGUUGUUGCUAUUGGUAUCGUUGGAUUCGGUGCUGAUGCUGCGGUUGCUGUUGAUAUUGUUGGAUUUGGUGCCGAGGUUGCGAUUGCAAUUGGUAUUGUCGUAUUUGGUGCUGAGGUUGCGAUUGCUAUUGGUAUUGCUGAAUUUGGCGCCGAUGUUGCUGUUGCCAUUUGUGGUUGUGAUGUUACUUUUGUUGUCGAGGUUGUGGUUUCAGUCUGCUGUAUCGAUGCCUUUGGUGCAGGCGGUUUGUAUGUAGUCCGUUCGUCGGUUUGA
This is a messenger RNA of Dibothriocephalus latus, 459 nucleotides long. Lineage: Eukaryota; Metazoa; Platyhelminthes; Cestoda; Diphyllobothriidea; Diphyllobothriidae. The record is from the annotation of a GenBank genome assembly.